Loxodonta africana (African savanna elephant) is the source of this 15302-nucleotide messenger RNA. RefSeq names its product extra spindle pole bodies like 1, separase (gene ESPL1). The transcript is spliced from 31 exons. NCBI's taxonomy places the organism in Eukaryota, Metazoa, Chordata, Mammalia, Proboscidea, Elephantidae. Bases 8822 to 15142 code for a protein of 2106 amino acids. Gene Ontology annotation, biological process: proteolysis; meiotic chromosome separation. Gene Ontology annotation, molecular function: cysteine-type endopeptidase activity. The record is from RefSeq and is a predicted model, not a curated record. Gene Ontology annotation, cellular component: centrosome; cytoplasm; mitotic spindle.
GGGCCUUAGGUUCCUAGGUCCUCCAUAUUUCUCUACCCUGGGGAGAAGCACCCCCUUCCCAGUUGCCAAGCAGAACUCUUGCUCCACAGCCAGGGUGAGAUGAUCUCUGGAGCACAUGGGGUAAAUGCCCAGUAUGCCAAGCCACUUAACAAAGAUUCCAGGGGCUUGGGCUGCUGCUCUGACAACCCACUGGGACAAACCUGGGGGGCGGGGGGCUUCCUGUAGGAAGCAGCUCACACUUCAGCACAUGGAUGCUUCCUGUUUCUUCUGCCUUGAUGGUUAUGACUGCACCAUCUGUCCAGCUUCUGGGCCCAGCAGAUCCUGUGUUCCUGCAUGAAACCUGAGUGAAGGGCUGCCAAGAGGAGAGAGCAGUGAAUGGCUGAGGGACUGAGACACCCUGUCUGUACCUGACUGUUCCCCACCCAGCCUGAGUGAGGGUGAGGGAGCCACCAGGGCAGGAAACAGGACCAGUGGGAACACCAGUUCUGUGGGCCCCUCCCUGCCUCACCUCGCCUCUGAUUAUAUCAGCUUUUCCUCCUCCCACCAAAACCUGGGCUUCUCAGGGGAAGCAGAGGCAAUCUUAAGAAGGGUGGGGAUGGAGGGAAGGUAGGCUCAAGGUGUGUCCUAGAAUGUAUUUGAGAUGGGCAUGGGGGGCCCACUGUUCUAGAAAAGGGAUGAAGGCCUAUCCUUGAGUCCCAGACUACUUCCCAGACAAGAGGAUGCAAAACCUUCUAAGACCUGCAAGUUCCAACCUGUGUGGAGAUAGUAUCAGCUGGUGCUGAAGGAAUGUAGGGUGGAUGGGCUUCUAGAGGAUGAGGCUGAGGGGGAGGAGUGGGUGGUGGUCUCAGGUUCGUACUCAGAGCUGGUUCCUACUAGGCUGCAGGAAACAGAAAUUGAGUUUAAGUAAAAAAAAAAAAAAAAACAGUUAUCUUUUCCUCCCCCCAUCAACUUGAGUCUAAGACAGAGUCUGUUGCAAUAAGCCCACUUCUGCUCUGCUGAUCUGGAGUUACAUAUAUAGUUAUUUGUAGACUUUCCUUUUUUUUUUUUACUAUAUUGUGAAUUUCUAGAGGGCAGGAGGAAACUGUCUUAGUCACCUUUGUGUCCCCCUGUAUACUCCCAAGUGUGUGCUUUGCCUACAGCUGUGCUCAGUGUGUGUCUGGAGAGGAGACAGGCUAGCUCACAUCUGGCUUUUCAAGAACCACCCAUUUGGGAAGUCUAUUAGACUGGAAUCUACAGCGUAAUUAAUGGAUUUGUGGGGUUUUUUUUUUGUAAUUUUUAUUGUGCUUAAGUGAAAGUUUACAAAUCAAGUCAGUCUCUUACACAAAAACUUAUAUACACCUUGCUACAUAUUCCCAGUUACUCUCCCCCUAAUGAGACAGCCUGCUCUCUCCCUCCACUCUCUCUUUUUGUGUCCAUUUUGCCAGCUUCUAACCCCAUCUACUCUCUCAUCUCCCCUCCAGGCAGGAGAUACCAACAUAGUCUCAAGUGUCCACCUGAUCCAAGAAGCUCACCCCUCACCAGCAUCCCUCUCUAACCCAUUGUCCAGUCCAAUCCAUGUCUGAAGAGUUGGCUUCGGGAAUGGUUCCUCACCUGGGCCAACAGAGGGUCUGGGGUCCAAGACCACUGGGGUCCUUCCAGUCUCAGUCAGACCAUUAAGUCUGGUCUUUUUAUGAGAAUUUGGGGUCUGCAUCCCACUGCUCUCCUGCUUCCUCAGGGGUUCUCUGUUGUGUUCCCUGUCAGGGCAGUCAUCGGUUGUAGCCGGGCACCAUCUAGUUCUGGUCUCAGGAUGUUGUAGUCUCUAGUUUAUGUGGCCUUUUAUCUCUUCGAUGGGUUUGUGUUUUGGGUGCCAGUAAUUAUUUACUGUUGGAAGUGUGAGGGGCCCCACAUUCCUAAGUGAUAAAGAAACAGGGGACUAGGGAAGACAGACGAAUGGGGUUUCUUUAACUUUGUCCAUGUUGAGCUUUAAAGGGGCUGGCAGCAGAUAGAGUGGAGAGGGUUCUUUCCUGUCAGACUCACAGGGUGUUAGGGGCUGGAAGGCAUCUUAGAGACUGUUCAUUCAACCUUAAACAUAUAUUUUUUUUCUGGUUCUUUUUAUUAUUUUUAAAUUUUUAUUGUGCUUUAAGUGAGAGUUUACAAAUCAUGUCAGUCUCUCAUACAAAAAUUCAUAUAUACCUUGCUAUAUACUCCUAAUUGCUCUCCCCCUAGUAAGACAGCACACUCCUUCCCUCCACACUCUCUUUUCGUGUCCAUUUGGCCAGCUUCUGACCCCCUCUGCCCUCUCAUCUCCCCUCCAGACAGGAGCUGCCUGUAUAGUCUCAUGUGUCUACUUGAUCCAAGAAGCUCACUCUUCACCAGUAUCAUUUUCUAUCCCAUAGUCCAGUCCACUCCCUGUCUGAAGAGUUGGCUUUGGGAAUGGUUCCAAUCUUGGGCUAACAGAAGGUCUGGGGACCAUGACUUCCGGGGUUCUUCUAGUCUCAGUCAGACCAUUAAGUCUGGUCUUUUUAUGAGAGUUUGGGAUCUGCAUCCCACUGCUCUCCUGCUCCCUCAGGGGUUCUCUGUUGUGUUCUCUGUCAGGACCUUAAACAUAUUUUUAUUUGCACACCUGCUACAUGCUAUGCGUUGUGUUGCUAGGUGCUGGUGAAAAAAAGAUUUUUUUUUUUUGGUGAAAUUUUUUACCCAGAAGAAACACCCGUUUGAAGAAAGGAAGUGACUUGCCUAAGGUCAUGCAGCAAGUGGGUAGUAACCUAAAAAACCCUUUACUGUCAAGUCGAUUCUGACUCGUAGUGACCUUAUAGGACAGAGUAGAACGGCCCCAUAGGGUUUCCAAGGAGCAGCUAGUGGAUUCAAACUGCUGAACUUUUGAUUAGCAGCUGCACCUCUUAACCAUGACACCACCAGGGUUUCUGGUGGAUGGUAAAGCUGAGGCUAAACCUUGCCUCUUACUGGCAACCCAGUGUCUCUUCUAUGGCAUACACUGCCUGUGCCCCAUGAGUGUUCACCUACCUGCCUUUUCUUCUCCAGCCCUGCUUCCCUGUCCCAAGACCUGCCCCUGGAGAAGGACAAGAAAGUGGGAGUGUCUAGCCUUGGUCUUCCUGGUCUGUUUUCGGGACCUGUCCAUAUGGGUCUGAGUGAUAGGUUCACUAUCUACAAAAUGCUGAGAGGCAGUAGAGAGAGACGGUUCAGAGCAUGAAUCCAGACCCCAGCUGGCUGGGGCUGCCUCAGUUUCCUCAUCUGUAAAAUGGAGAUGAUAGCAUAGUUUCUACCCUAUAGGGAUUUUGAGAGAAUUAAAUGCACGACUCAAAAUGAGAAGAAACAGCUGCAAAGAUCCAUUAAUAAUCAGAACCUGGAAUGUACGAAGUAUGAAUCUAGGAAAACUGGAAAUCAUAAAAAAUGAAAUGGAAUGCAUAAACAUCGAUAUCCUAGGCAUUAGUGAGCUGAAAUGGACUGGCUCCAGGAAUUGAAGGAAUAUCAAUUGAGAUGUUUCAACAAACAGAUGCAGCGCUGGAGGUGCUCACUCGCCUAUGCCAAGAAAUAUGGAAGACAGCUUCCUAACCAACUGACUGGAAGAGAUCCAUAUUUAUGCCUCUUCCCAAGAAAGGUGAUCCAACUGAAUGUGGAAAUUAUAGAACAGUAUCGUUACUAUCACAUGCAAGCAAAAUUUUGCUGAAGAUCAUUCAAAAACGGCUGCAGCAGUAUAUCGACAGGGAACUGCCAGAAAUUCAGGCUGGUUUCAGAAGAGGACAUGGAACCAGGGAUAUCAUUGCUGAUGUCAGAUGGAUCCUGGCUGAAAGCAGAGAAUACCAGAAGGAUGUUUACCCGUGUUUUAUUGACUAUGCAAAGGCAUUCGACUGUGUGGAUCAUAACAAACUAUGGAUAACACUGUGAAGAAUGGGAAUUCCAGAACACUUCAUUGUGCUGAUGAGGAACCUUCACAGUUGUUCGGACAGAGCAAGGGGAUAGUGAUUGGUUUAAAGUCAGGAAAGGUAUACGUCAGGGUUGUAUUCUUUCACCAUACCUAUUUAAUCUGUAUGCAGAACAAAUAAUACGAGAAGCUGGACUAUAUGAAGAAGAACGGGGCAUCAGGAUUGGAGGAAGACUCAUUAACAACCUGCGUUAUGCAGAUGACACAACCUUGCUCGCUGAAAGUGAAGAGGACUUGAAGCACUUACUAAUGCAGAUCAAAGACCACAGCCUUCAGUAUGGAUUACACCUCAACAUAAAACAAAAAUCCUCACAACUGGACCAACGAACAACAUCAUGAUAAACAGAGAAAAGAUUGAAGUUGUCAACGAUUUCAUUUUACUUGGAUCCGCAAUCAACAGCUACGGAAGCAACAGUCAAGAAAUCAAAAGACGCAUUGCAUUGGGGAAAUCUGCUGCAAAGGACCUCUUCAAAGCGUUGAAGAGCAAAGAUGUCACCCUGAGGACUAAGGUGCGUCUGACCCAAGCCAUGGUAGUUUAAAUCACAUCAUCUGCAUGUGAAAGCUGGACAAUAAAAAGAAAGACCGAAGGAGAAGAACUGACGCUUUUGAACUGUGGUGUUGGCGAAGAAUAUUGAAUAUACCAUGGACUGCCAAAAGAAUGAACAAAUCUGUCUUGGAAGAAGUGUGGCCAGAAUGCUCCUUAGAGGCAAGGAGGGCGAGACUGCAUCUUACAUACUUUGGACAUGUUGUCAGGAGGGAUGAGUCCCUGGAGAAGGACAUCAUGCUUGGCAGAGUACAGGGUCAGCGGAAAAGAGGAAGACCCUCAACGAGGUGGAUUGACAUGUUGGCUGCAACAAUGAGCUCAAGCAUAACAACGAUUGUGAGGAUGGCGCAGGACCAGGCAGUGUUUCGUUCUGUUGUGCAUAGGGUCGUUCUGAGUCGGAACGGACUCAAUGGCACCUAACAACAACAGCAACUGUAGUUUAAGGAGCCUUGGCGGUACAGUGGUUAAGCGCUCAACUGGAGACUAAAAGUUCUGCAGUUCAAACCCACCAGCUGCUCAUGGGAGAAAGUAGUGGCAGUCUGCUUCCAUAAAGAUUUACAGCCUUGGAAACCCUGUGGGGCAGUUCUACUCUGUCUUACAGGGUCACUGUGAGUUGGAAGCGACUCUACAGCACAGGGUUUGGUUUUUGGUGUUCUGUAGUUAAGUGCUUAGAACAGUGUUUGGCGUACAGUGUAAGCACUGCAUAAGUGUUUGCUUUUAUAUUUUAUUUGCUAAUUUUUCAAUCCAGCUGAACGUAUCUGGAUAUGGGUGUGAGAAUGAGGAGAUGGGGCUGUAAUGGUGUGUAACUUUCCAACACUUCUCAGUGGUGGGGUGAUUCCCUACAGUGUUUAUACUUGGUGCUGGCCCCGGAUGAAGUAUCAAUCUAUUUGAGAGGUCUUCUGCUUUGGGGUAUGUGAGCAGCUGAGUUGGGUGUCAGUAUGUUCCACUUGAACUCAUUUCCUCCUCCUCAAGUGGGAAGGUCAGUUUGGGGGCAGACUUGAUACACACCACCAUCUUUCUCUAAGAGGCUCCUGAUUUUCUGAAUUUCCAUCCAGCUGGACAUAUCGUUAUUUGAUGUGGAGCUUUUAAAUGAUCCUGAGGAAAGCAGAGAAGCUUCCCAAGGAAACAGGAACCAAUGGGCAAGGGGGCAGGAGGACUGGCAGUGAAGACAGCCCUGAGGCCUUCUCUUCUUGGAGAUCCAGUCACUGCCCAGAGAGAGGAGGGGGCUGAUCCCAGCUACGGCCAUGGCCCUUUUGCUGGGUGUAGGCUCUGCUCCCCAUUGCUCUUUUCUCUAAUCCCAACCGUGUGGUCUUUUCUGUCCCUUUUAUUAUUUUCUGCCACUGCUCCCCACAGAAUAGAAUUAUAAAACAAAGUUUGUCAUGCUUGGGAUCAGAUAUAAUGUUAUAAAAAUACUUCAUAUUUGCUUUAAGUUUUUUUGUUUUUUUUACAAUAAAGUUACAUAUGUUGUUAUGUGCUGUGGAGUUGGUUCUGACUCAGAGCGACCCUAUGUACAACAGAAUGAAACAAAGCGCAGUCCUGAGAUUUUGAAUGCUUUCCAACCUAAGGGACUCAUCUUCCAGCACUAUAUCAGACAGUGCUCUGCUGCUAUUCAUAAGGUUCUCACUGGCCAAUUUUUUCAGAAGUAGACCACCAGGCCCUUCUUCCUAAUCUCUCUUAGUCUGGAAGCUCCACUGAAACCUGUCCACCAUGCGUGACCCUGCUGGUAUUUGAAAUACUUUUGGUAUAGCUUCCAACAUCAUAGGAACAUGCAAGCCAAAACAGUACUACAAACUGACAGAAACAUGGUGGAAAUUUACAUAUACUCAUUGUAAAAUUCCUGCUGUCAAGUUGAAUCAAUUCCAACUCAUAGUGACCCUAUUGGAUAGAGUAGAACUGCUCAUAGGGUGUAAUCUUUACAGAAGCAGGCUGUCACAUCUUUUUCCCAUUGAGCAGCUGGUGUGUUCAAACAUCCGAUCUUUCUGUUAGCAGCUGUGCCCUUAACCACUGCACUACCAGGGCUCCUCAUUGCAAAAUAAAACCAAAAAAAAAAAGCCCAAACCCAUUGCCGUUGAGUCAAUUCCAACUCAUAGUGACCCUAUAGUACAGAACAGAGCUGCCCCAAACAGUUUCCAAGAAGCGCCUGGUGGAUUUGAACUGCCGACCUUUUGGUUAGCAGUGUAGCUCUUAACUACUACACCAGCAGGGUUUCCCACUGUAAAACAGUCAAGUGCAAAUACAGAAGUCCAUAUUUGAGACAAAUAUGUUAAUAUAAUGUUAUAUUAAAAUACGUUAUAUUUGAUGUAUAAAUAUAAUACAAAUAUAUAGAAAUAUAAAAUGUAAAAAAUGACAGAUUCCCUUAAUCCUGCCCAUCAGAGAUUACCACUGUUAAGUGUUUGGUCUAGCUCACUGGCUUUAAAAUUAGUACACAUACAUAUAUCCAAAAAAACCAAAAACAAACCCAGUGCCGCCGAGUCGAUUCUGACUCAUAGCGACCAUAUAGGACAGAGUAGAACUACCCCAUAGAGUUUCCAAGGAGCGCCUGGUGGAUUCGAACUGCUGACCCUUUGGUUAGCAGCCGUAGGACUUAACCACUAUGCCACCAGGGUUUCCCAUACAUAUAUAUCAGUAAAAAUUGUAUCAUACCGUUCAUGCUGUUCGGCAACUUUUUUUUUUUACAUAACCAUAUAUCUUUAUUAUUAUUUUUUGACAAUUAAAAUCCACAGGAAGACUAUAGCCAUCAUUCAUGUUUCUUAGGCAUCUUGAUAUGUCAGUACAUGUAAGACAUGCGUUUUAAUGGCUGCAUAGCACUGUUAGGGCCUUUGGAAAGCGUUUCAAGGGUAUUCUACUUGAAACCCCGGGAAGUGGUGAGGGCUUGGUGUUACUAUCCCUGUUUCACAGAGAAACAACAAAUUGAGGUUGAAAGGAGAACCUAGCUCCUCUGUCCAGGCUCCAGUCCAGAGUUCUUUCCACUACUCCGUGCUGCCUCUUUAUAAGCUUGGAUUCAGGGUGAGAAGUUGAAUUAUGUGAUGGGAUUCACAUUCAUAUGAGUAAGCAUUUUUUUUUGAUACUUAACAGAACUUCCUGUUUCUUGCAGGAAGUAGAAGAGGAAUAAGGAAAGGAGAAAUUCUCUGCCUUUGAGGAGUUUAGAAUCAACUGCGUAUAAUACAUAACGUUGGGAAAAAGAAUUCUAGAACACUUGUUAUACAACAUGUAGAUAAACAGAUUGCUAAAAUGAAAACAGGAGGAAAUGAGCACUGAGAGAAUUGAUGUAUUCGUUCAUCAAAUAUUUAUGAACAGCUCUCUGCCGUGCCCUACAGGAGAUAUUCCUGUCAUGUCUGUAACACAUAUUUUAUACCUGCAUUAAUAUUACCAUUUCAACGCUGAGGUUUUUUUUUUUUUUUUUUUUUUGAGAUCUCAUUAUUUUUUAUUUAUUUAAAUAGUUUGUCUUCCCUGGUAGAUUCUGAGCUUCUAAAAGAUGUUGAUGAUUACGGAGAGAGACGAUGAUGGAGAAGGAUGAAUUGCCCAGUAGAGUUAAUUAGGGAAAAGCAGAAUGAGGUACCACAGUUUUGAGAUGAAUUCUUUGGUAGGGGAAGGAAAGAAGUUGAGCCAGCUGAAUCGGUAUGCUUGAGGAAGUGGUUACUACUUACAAAUAAAAGCCAUUGACACUGAAAAAUUCCCAGAGAAUGAAAUUCCCUAGGUCUUUCACUCACGCCCCAAACCUCACCUACCCGCCCCCGUUAAUGAGCGCCAGAUUCUCUAUCUCAUACAACCGAUGGAAGGAGCAUGGCUGGAAGAUAAAGGGAAAACUGGAGGUCGCCACGGUACUCAUUUCAGCGUCCCUAAAAAACUGUAUAUUAAAAGAAUUAAAUGAAAGGCUACACCCUUUUUUCCUACUAACCCAAACCGCUUGAGUUCCAAGUAAGUUCUUUUUGUUGUCCAGCCUAAUUUUCUUCUCUUGAAAUAAAUACUCUUGCCUGAGCUCUCCAGAUAAAGAGGGGAAGGAGGUAUGGGGCUGACCUUCCCGAAAGCGACUUACCGACAGGUAGCUGAAGAACUAAACCCUGACUGGUAAAAGGAAGAAACCCGCGCCCCCAAGAGGCCUUAACGCCCAAAGCAACAGGACCUCGCAGGCUUGCAUCACGUGACGAUGAAGCGCUGCAGAUAAACUACAACUCCCAGGGUGCCGCGCGGCCCGCCGGCGUUACGCAGCUCUCGCUGAUUGGUCGGUGAGAUAUUUGAAAGGAGGGGCUGGCGCGGAAAAGCGAAGGUUACAUUUUGAGCCCUCGCGAAGUAACUCCGGCUGUUAAGCCCUGGGCCUGCAACGAAGGGGGACCUCUGGGGCGCUCUUCGGCGCCAUGAGGAACUUUAAAGGAGUCAACUUUGGGACUCUGCUAAGCAGUCAGAAGGAAGCUGAAGAGUUGCUGCCUGAAUUGAAGGAGUUCCUGUCCAAGCCUCCAGCUGGUCCUCCCAGCUGCCGAUAUGAUGUAGAAAGAAGACAAGCCUGUGAUGCUAUCCUGAGGGCUUGCAAUCAGCAGCUGACUGCCAAACUGGCUUGCCGUGAACACCUGGGGAGCCUGCUGGAGCUGGCAGAACUGGCCUGCCAUGGCUACUUGAUGUAUACUCCCCAACGCCCUCCCCUCUACUUAGAACGCAUUCUCUUCAUCUUCUUGCGGAAUGUUGCCGCACAGGGCGGCCCAGAGGCUACGCUUCGCCUCGCCCAGCCCCUGCAUGCCUGCUUGAUGCAGUGCUCUCACCAAGCUGCUUCCCAGGACUAUGAGGCUGUGGCCCGGGGCAGCUUUUCUCUGCUUUGGAAGGGGGCAGAAGCCCUGGUGGAGCCGAGAGCUGCAUUCUCAGCUCGGCUGAAGGCCUUGAGCUUCCUAGUGCUCUUAGAAGAUGAAAGUACCCCCUGUGAGGUUCCCCACUUUGCUUCUCCAACAGCCUGUCGAGUAGUAGCUGCCCAUCAGCUGUUUGAUUCCAGUGGGCAUGGUUUGAGUGAAGCAGAUGCUGAUUUCCUAGAAGACCUGCUCUCCAGGCAUGUGAUCAGAGUCUUGGUGGGUGAGGGAGGGAGCUGUUCUGGCCCCCUUUCUCCCCAGAGGGCCCUCUGCUUCUUAGAGCUCACCCUGGAACAUUGUCGUCGUUUCUGCUGGAGCCACCACCACAGCAGGGCCACCAGAGUGGUCAAAAAGGCCCAUGGUUACCUAAAGAACACAGAUCUGGCCCCCAGUCUCCAGCUGUGCCAGCUGGGGGUUGAGCUGCUGCAGGUCGGAGAGGGAGGACCCCAGGGAGUGGCCAAGCUUCUGAUCAAGGCAUCAGCUGUCCUGACUGCCAGUAUGGAGGCACCAUCACCACCGCUGCGGGCAUUGUGUGACAGCUGCCAGUUCUUCCUCUCAGGCCUGGAGAGAGGCUCCAAGAGGUGCCACAGACCUGAAGCUGUUCUGGGCCUCUUCGCUUUCCUUGGCAGCUACUGCUCCCUUAUCCGGCAGCUGCGGGAUGGUGUCUGUGGGAACUCCUCUAAGCAGCAGCAGUCUUUGGUUCAGAUGCACUUUCAGGGACUUCACCUCUACACUGUGGUGGUUUAUGACUUUGCUCAAGGCUGUCAGGUAGCUGAUUUGGCUGACCUGGCCCAGAUAGUGGAGAGUUGCAAAUCAACUGUUGUCUGGAUGCUGGAGGCCUUAGAGGGUCUGUCAGGCCCAGAGCUGACGGACUAUCUGGGGAUGACUGCUUCUUACACCAGUAACUUGGCCUACAGCUUCUAUAGUCACAAGCUCUAUGCCGAGGCUUGUGCCAUCUCUGAGCCCCUCUGUCAGCACUUGGGCUUGGCGAAGCCAGGCGCCUGUCCUGAGGUGCCUCCUGAGAAGCUGCAUAGGUGCUUCCGGCUACAUGUGGAGAGUUUGAAGAAACUGGGUAAGCAGGCCCAGGGCUGCAAGAUGGUGACUUUGUGGCUGGCAGCCCUGAGGCCCUGUGGCCCUGAACACAUGGCUGAGCCAGUCAACUUCUGGGUUCGGGUCAAGAUGGAUGCGGCCAGGGCUGGAGACAAGGAGCUACAGCUGAAGACUCUGCGUGACAGCCUGAGUGACUGGGACCUGGAGACCCUCAGCCUUCUGCUCAGGGAGGAGCUGCAGGCCUACAAGGCAGUGCGGGCUGACACAGGGCAGGAACGGUUCAACGUCAUCUGUGACCUGUUGGAGCUGAGCCCUGAGGAGACACCUGCUGGGGCGUGGGCGCGAGCCACCCACCUGGUGGAACUGGCUCAAGUGCUCUGCUACCACAACUUUGCCCAGCAGACUGACUGCUCUGCCCUGGAUGCUAUCCGGGAAGCCCUGCAGCUUCUGAAGUCUGUGAGGCCCAAGGCCCAAACUGAGGAUCGGCUCCUGGACGAUAAAGCACAGGCCCUGCUGUGGCUCUACAUCUGCACCCUGGAGGCCAAAAUGCAGGAAGGUAUUGAGCGGGAUCGGAGAGCCCAGGCCCCUCAUAACCUGGAGGAAUUUGAAGUCAAUGAUCUGAACUAUGAAGAUAAACUCCAAGAAGAUCGUUUCCUGUACAGUAACAUUGCCUUCAACCUGGCUGCAGAUGCUGCUCAGUCCAAAUGCCUGGAUCAAGCCCUGGCCCUGUGGAAGGAGGUGCUUACAAGGGGGCAGGCCCCAGGUGUACGGUGUCUCCAGCAGACAGCAGCCUCGCUGCAAAUCCUCGCAGCCCUCUAUCAACUGGUGGCAAAGCCCCUGCAGACUCUGGAGGUGCUCCUGCUUCUACGAAUCGUCUCCAAGAGACUGGAGGACCCCGCGAAGGUAGCUGGCUCCUCCUGCCACAUCACCCAGCUCCUCUUGAUGCUCGGCUGUCCCAGCUAUGCCCAGUUGUACCUAAAAGAGGCAGAAUCAAGCCUGAGGCUUCUCAGUCGUACCACUGACACGUACCUGCUCCUUAGCCUGACCUGUGAUCUACUUCGAAGUCAACUCUACUGUACUACUCAGAAGGUGACUGAGGGUGCCUCUCUGCUGCUGUCUGUGCUUCAGGAUCCUGGUCUCCAGAAGUCAUCUAAGGCUUGGUACUUGCUGCGGGUCCAGGCCCUGCAGUUGGUGGCAGUCUACCUUAGCCUCUCCUCGAACACCCUUCCAGUCUCCCUGUGGGAGCAGCUCUGUGCCCAAGGCUGGCAGACACCCGAGGUAGCGCUCAUCGACUCCCAUAAACUCCUCCGAAGCAUCCUCCUCCUGCUACUGGGUAGUGAUGUGCUCUCAGUUCAAAAAGUGGCUGUGGAGACAUCAUUUCUGGACUAUGGUGAAAAUCUGGUACAAAAAUGGCAGGUUCUUACAGAGGUGCUGAGCUGCUCAGAGAAGCUGGUCUCCCGCCUGGGCCACCUGGGCAAUGUGAGCGAAGCCAAGGCCUUUUGCUUGGAGGCCCUAAAACUGACGAUGAAGCUACAGAUACCACGCCAGUGUGCCCUGUUCCUGGUGCUGAAGGGGGAGCUGGAGCUGGCACGCAGUGACCUGGACCUCUGUCAGUCAGACCUGCAGCAGGUUCUGUUCUUGCUGGAGUCAUGUACAAAGUUUGGUGGGCCUGCCCAGCACCCGGACUCUGUGAAGAAGGUCCACCCUCAGAAGGGGAAGCAGCAGGCCGGGGUCUCCUGUCCUCCAGAGCUCCUGGAGGAGGAGCUCUUCCUAAGAGGCCCUGCUCUGGAGCUGGUGGCCACUGUGGCCAAGGAGCCUGGCCCCACAGCACCGUCUACUAUCUCCUCCCCGAUCCUGAAAACCAAGCCCCAGGCUAGCCCUGGCUUCCUAUCCCACCCGCCCACCUGUGACUGUUCACUCUGUGCCAGUCCUGUCCUCUCAGUAGUCUGUCUGCGCUGGGCUUUGGUCACAGCAGGGGUGAGGCUGGCCAUGGGCCAUCAGGCCCAGGGUCUGGACCUGCUGCAGACUGUACUGAAGGGUUGCCCUGCAGCCACUAAGCGCCUCGCUCAAGCUCUACAGGCUUCCCUGAAUCACAGAGCACCCCCUGACCUGAGCCUCUUGGAUGAGAUCUUGGCUCAAGCAUACACACAGCUGGCACUGGAGAGCCUGAGCCAGCCAUCAGACAAGAGCCUGGGUAAGAUCCUAGAGUCAGGGCUGAAGUUUGUGGCAGCGCGGAUACCCCUCCUGGAGCCCUGGCGAGCCAGCCUGCUGUUGACUCAAGCCCUUGCAAAGCUGGCUGGCCUCAACUGCUGUACUACCCAACUUUUUGCAAGCUUCUGGGGCUGGCAGCCACCAGUAAUAAAGACCCCCCCAGCCUCAGAGCCAUCUAAGACUCAGAGCAAAAAACAUCUGACCUCUGCUACACUGCCUGUCCAUAACACCUCUUUGAAGGGCCUGGAAGGUGGAGGACCACCCUGUACACCCAAGCCCCUAGGCCGGGUUAGGCAGGCUGGCCCUCGCAUCCCUUUUACUGUGUUUGAAGAAGUCUUCCCUAUGAAGAGCAAGCCUGAGGUUCCCAAGGCCCCCAGGGUACGACAGAAGGUCCAGACGCGCCUCAAGGUGAACUUCAGUGAUGACAGUGACUUGGAAGACUCUGUCUCAGCUGAGGCACAGCUUACAGAAGAGCCUAAGAGAUGUGGCUCUGCUUCCCGGGGCCGGGGCCGGACUAGGAAGGGCUCAAGCUCGAAGGCUAAUGCGGUGGUUGUCCCAGGUAGUGUCCCUGGGCACCCUGGCCCAAGUGGCAGGAGUCGGAGCGCCAAGAAGGUGGUAUCAGGACAUUGUGAAGAGCGGGCCCAGAGGGCCCCCGAGAUCAUGAGGACUAUCCCAGAGGAGGAACUGGCUGGCAACCAGAUGGAAAUGAGCUUUGAGAUCCUCAGGGGUUCAGAUGGGGAAGAUUCAGCCUCAGGUAAGAAGGCACCAGCUCCAGGACCUGAUGCAGCCGUAGGAGAAUGUGAGGUAUUGAGACGGGAUUUCAGCAAGGAGGAGCUGCCCACUCCGUGCCCAGACAAGAAACGCAACAAGGACCUCGGCCCUCGUCUCCAGCUCCCCUCAGCCCCUGUAGCCAUUGGUCUCUCCACCCUGGAUUCCAUCUGUGACUCACUGAGCCUUGCUUUCCGUGGGGUCAGUCACUGCCCUCCUAGUGGACUGUAUGCUCACCUCUGCCGCUUCCUGGCCUUGUGUCUGGGCCACCGGGAUCCCUAUGCCACUGCCUUCCUUGUCACCGAGUCUGUCUCUAUCACCUGUCGCCACCAGCUGCUCACCCACCUCCACAGGCAGCUCAGCAAGGCCCAGAAGCACCAAGGAUCACUGGAAGUGUCAGAGCAGCUGCAGAGGCUAAGCCUCCAGGAGAAGGCUGGAGAUGUCCCCCUGGCCCACAUCCAGCGCCUCUUUUCCUUCAGAGCUUCGGGAUCUGGCCACUUUCCCCAGCCCGAGAAGGAGAGUUUCAAGGAGCGCCUGGCUCUGAUCCCCAGUGGGGUGACUGUGUGUGUGUUGGCCCUGGCCACCCUCCAGCCUGGAACUGUGGGCAACACCCUCCUGCUGACCCGGCUGGAAAAAGACAAUCCCCCGGUCACUGUGCAGAUCCCCACUUCCCAAAGCAAGCUUUCUCUGAGCUCAGCCCUAAAGGAGUUUGAUGCCAUCCAGAAGGAACAGAAAGAGAACAGCAGCUGUACUGACAAGCGAGAAUGGUGGAAGGGGCGACUCGAACUGGAUCAUAGGAUGGAGGUUCUCAUCACUUCCCUAGAGAAGUAUGUGUUGGGCUGCUGGCGGGGGCUGUUGCUGCCAUCCAGUGAGGACCCAGGCCUUGGCCAGGAGGCUUCCCAUUUAGAGGAGUUGCUGCAGGAAUGUGGCUGGAAAUAUCCCAAUCCCACUCUGCUGAAAAUCCUGCUCAGCGGUGCCAGUACUCUCACCCCUCAGGACAUUCAGGCCUUGGCCUAUGGUCUGUGCCCAGCCCAGCCGGAGAGAGCCCGAGAGCUCCUAAGUGAGGCAGUGGGACAUCUACAAGGUCUGACAGUGCCAAGCAAUAGGCACCUUGUCUUGGUGCUAGAUAAGGACCUGCAGAAGCUGCCAUGGGAGACCAUGCCCAGCCUCCGGGCACUGCCUCUCACCCGUCUGCCCUCCUUCCGCUUUCUACUCACCUACUCCAUCAUCAAAGAGGUGAGGCUCAAGUCCGGGGCCUCAUCAGUGCUGAGCCAAGGCGUGGAUCCACGUAGCACCUUCUAUGUCCUGAACCCUCACAAUAACCUGUCAAGCACAGAGGAGCAAUUUCGAGCCACUUUUAGCAGUGAAGCCGGCUGGAGAGGGGUGGUUGGGGAGACCCCAAGCCCGGAGCAGGUGCAGGCGGCCCUGACGGAGCAUGACUUAUAUAUCUAUGCAGGACAUGGGGCUGGUGCCCGCUUCCUAGAUGGGCAGGCUGUCCUGCGGCUAAGCUGCCGGGCAGUGGCCCUGCUGUUUGGCUGCAGCAGUGCGGCCCUGGCUGUGCAUGGAAACCUGGAGGGAGCUGGCAUUGUGCUCAAGUAUAUCAUGGCUGGCUGCCCCUUGUUUCUGGGUAAUCUCUGGGAUGUGACUGACCGUGACAUUGAUCGCUACACGGCGGCUCUGCUGCAGGGCUGGCUUGGAGCAGGUCCAGGGGCCCCCCUUCUCUACUAUGUCAGCCAGGCCCGCCAGGCUCCCAGACUCAAGUAUCUUAUUGGAGCUGCACCAGUCGCCUAUGGCUUGCCUGUCUCUCUCCGGUAACCCAUUGGAAGUGUCGUAUCUCUGACAGAAGCCAUGUGACUAUUCUAUCUCCAAACUUAGAUUAAACCAUUAGGCUAAAUAUUUUAAGUGAUUUUCCCCGCUGUUUUAUAUGAAACAUUUCCUUUCGACUUAAUAUAAUAAAGAUGUUAUUUAAACUCUC